This is a messenger RNA of Racocetra persica, 720 nucleotides long. Lineage: Eukaryota; Fungi; Glomeromycota; Glomeromycetes; Diversisporales; Gigasporaceae. The record is from the annotation of a GenBank genome assembly.
GCCUCCAAGAGAAAUUUGCGUAAGAAAAAACUACGCACCAUAAAAAAAGCUAAGAUUGAAAAAUCUGAUAGCUCGAUCGUCGGAGAGGGUAUUUCCAAUUCUAAUGCUAAUCAUAUCGAAGAAAGCACGAACAUAUUUUACGAUCCUUUAAAACACAAGACUCAAAGCGAGUCCUGUCUAUCUAAGAGCAAAUCACGUAAAUAUAUUCUAUCUUACUGGAAAUCCGAAGAUUUCAUAGUGAGCGAUCUUAAGUCAAAGAAUGAUUUGCAAUCCAUUUUUUUAAUAGAUCCAAAGAUCACCUUUUUCAAAAAAUUUGCAGAAAGAAGAUGGCAACGAGAAGUUAUUAAGAUGCUACUGGACCAAGAAUUGCUUCUAUUGGAUGCUAUCACUACCACUCCAAACCACACAAAUUAUUCAUCCCAUUUUAACUACCUUUCAAAUAUCUGCGAAUUUAUUGAUUUACUAGAAUCAGAAAUUUUUGAUCACACCAAACCUACAAAUAAAAAUUCUGAUUUAGCAUGGAAGCAAUUCACUUUAUGGGCAUUUUUUGCAAUCAGUUCUUCUAUUGUAAAGCAGAUUCGUAACCAUUGUCAGUGCCUCUGGUCUAAGAUAAAGCAUGCACAUCAGCAACAUGUAAAAGCAGAAAAAGUUUCGCUAAAGCAAACAACAAUAUCUGAGGCACUUUGUCGAAAUUUAAAAGACAAGCAAAUUAUUGCUAGU